This is a messenger RNA of Xenopus laevis (African clawed frog), 2699 nucleotides long. RefSeq names its product ring finger protein 112, gene 1 S homeolog (gene rnf112.1.S). NCBI's taxonomy places the organism in Eukaryota, Metazoa, Chordata, Amphibia, Anura, Pipidae. Bases 242 to 2119 code for a protein of 625 amino acids. Gene Ontology annotation, molecular function: GTP binding; GTPase activity. The transcript has 14 exons. The record is from RefSeq and is a predicted model, not a curated record.
ACGUGUCUGCCAGCAGCCAAUGGGAAGUGAUAAUGCGCAUCUCCUUUUACUUUCAUUUCCUGAGCUGCGGUAGAAGAAGCGGAUAGAGCAGGGGGCGGGUCAGUGUGAAAGCUCAGGGAGCCGCCUGGAGAUAAGGAAUGCGGAACAGACACUGCAGGGAGCGGGGAAGGGAGAGCCCGGUGCACUAGAUUCCCAGUUACUGACUCCCUGUGAGACUCUCACCGACCCAAACACUCAGCACAUGGGAGGCACCACCAGCAGCAACAACAACAAACAGCCCAGCAUGCCGCGGGAGGGAGCUGCAAGUUUCCACAAGCUGGAAGAAGAUAUCACCUGCUCUGUGUGUCUCAGUGAGCUUACGGAUCCGGUAUCCAUCGCCUGUGGCCACACCUUCUGUGAGAAGUGCAUUUCCUCUUAUUGGGACACCCCACAACUAUGGGGCUACCGCUGCCCCGAAUGUAGGAAGGUUUGUCCCAGAGACCAGCUGAUUCCUGUCCAUAGACUGAAGAAUCUGAUCUCUAAAGUCCAGCUGGUGGUGAAAGAAGAGCUGGCCAAGAAGGAGACCCCAGCCCACGCCAUUCCGCUGGUUUAUACAGACAGUGAUGGGCACCUGCAGACAGAUGAAGCCACUGUAGAAAGCUGUUUUCUGGGAAGUGAUGUAUCCGAUUACCCCGUAGUCUUAAUAUGUGUGAUCGGAGAGAAACGCCGCGGCAAAUCCUUCCUCUUGAACUACAUUCUGAGGGCUCUGUCCUGCCAGGAAAGGGGUCAGCCGAUCAGCUUGGGAGCAGAGGAUGAGCCUCUCUGUGGAUUUGAUUGGAGUGCAGGGACAGAAAGCAUCACCAAGGGGAUCUGGAUCUGGAACAAGCCGUUCAUUCUAGAACGCAAUGGAGAAAAGAUGGCGGUGUUUGUGUUGGACACAGAGGGCUCCCUGGAUAUUGAGGGUUCAAGAGACACAAGCAUUAAGCUUUCUGCCUUAUCCAUGAUCCUCAGCUCCUAUUUGAUUUUCAAUGUAAACUCAAGCCUGAAAAGAACAGAACUGGAUUAUCUGGAGAUGUAUCUUUAUGUGGCAGAAUUGGCCGGGAAAUCCUUUGAUCUGCAGUACUUACAGCACCUGGAUCUACUGAUCAGAGACUGGCAUGAUUCGCUGAAUUGUCGGAGAGAAGACGGCCAGUCAUAUAUAAACCGUGAGACUGAGACCAUGAGAAAGACGUCUCAGUAUCCCUUUGUGUUGGACACCCUGAGAAGUCCAUCAGUGAGCUGCUGCCUCUUGCCCCACCCUGGAAAAAAACUGCUGGGAGACAGCCAGGGAAGGAUUUCAGACAUGGAUGAUGAUUUCAGGAACCACCUUCGAAACUACAUAACGGACCUUGUACGAGGCAUCUGGCGCCACGUUAAAACCGAUAUCCAUGGAGAGAAAGUGACCUGCGCCCAGCUGGAGGCAAAAUUAAAGGAAUUCGUGGGCCUGUUGCAGAAAGAGCAAUACAGCUUUGCCUCCCCAUUGGAGAUGUUCUUUACAUUUGAAAAUCGCAAGAAUAUGGCCAGUGUUAAAAGGGAAUUCCUGAAUCGCAUUGAUAAUCUGGCCCCGGCCAGUUCUUCUCUGUUCAAGAUUUUGGGAGUGACCCCCAACAAAAUGAAGUCCAAGACCAGUGAAGCUGCUGCCCAUUUUCUCGCUGUCUAUGAAGAAUCAAUUAAAGGUGAUGGCAGCCAAGACCGGCAGCUGCUCAUGGACGAAAUGAAAUCCAUUUUGCUCGAAUCGGAGGAAAAAUUCCAUGAUGAAUACUCCAAGCGGUUCAAGAAGUGCGCCAUAGGGAUUGGCUGCGCUGUGGGGGGUGGGAUUUUAAGCUUGGCCGGAGGAGUGGCUGGAGCUGCGGUAGCUGGAACGGUAUUGGCCGCUGAGGCUGUGGCUCUGAUGGGCAGCACUACAGCGGCGUUGAUUACAGGGGCCGUGGGAGGGACGGUGACAUUGGGAGCCAUUGGCACAGGGGUGGGGGCUGGAGUCGGGGCUGGGGUCGGAGAGGCAAUUGCAAACAGAAAAGCAGAAACAGAGCAGGGAACGGCAGAAGAUGGCGGAGACGGGUCCGGAGCAGACAUACAGCUACUGGUGGCACCUGAAAAGUAACCGGAACUUCCAUUAAGUAAGAGCAACAACGUGAUGAGUUUAAUUUGCAGGCAGAAACCAUAGUGUGAGGGGGAGAUAUAUUGGAUUGUGCCUUCAACACUUCCUGUUAGAACUUUGCUUUCAGGAUACUGGAAAAUGUAGAUGCCUGGGGGGUCCCUGGAUUCCUCCCCUGCAGGAGACUGAGUAAUUACUAGAGGGCUUUCUAUUGCUGCUGAGAUGGAUAUGAAGCAGCCCAGUCCCACCCUGGAGACAACUGAUUGUUGGUGCGGCUCGUGGGUUUUUUUUAGUAACUUUUUUGAAACCGCUUCGUAUCUAUUAGAGGUUCCUAUUUUUGUACGUAACGCACUGGUGACAAGCGGUUUAAACCUUAACAGAAGGGCACUUUGUUUACUUGUAUGGGGGGGGGAUAUAGCGAAGGUUGAACUUUCUGUCAUUGUUGGAGAGGAAUAAACUUAUGGAUAUUGCACUGUAUGUUUUUUAUAUGUAUCUGGUGGAUCCUUCAUGCAAAGGAUUAAUCCUGCUCUAUUUAACCCUGUCAGUGCAGAGGAGAUAUAUUUAAUUAAAGCAGGAUUUUCUGGUA